This is a messenger RNA of Miscanthus lutarioriparius, 807 nucleotides long. Lineage: Eukaryota; Viridiplantae; Streptophyta; Magnoliopsida; Poales; Poaceae. The record is from the annotation of a GenBank genome assembly.
AUGGCGCUCGCCGCCUCCCACCACCGCCUCCUGCCCGUCGCCCCCGCACCCGCCACCCCUACCCCGUCGCGGGGGCACCUGCGCAUCCGCGCCGCACGCCCUCUGCCCCGGCCCGCCCGGAGAAUUUGUUGCCAAUCUAUCAACUCAGCUAAUGUAUUGGGAGCUUCUUCAACGACAUCUGAUGAGGCAGUCCCAGUCCCAGUUGUCCAGAUAGAUCAAGAUUCAGACCGUGAUGCAACCAUUGUGCAGCUAAGUUUUGGAGAUCGUUUGGGGGCACUACUUGACACGAUGAAAGCACUCAAGGACCUUGGCCUUGAUGUCACAAAAGGAAGUGUGACAACUGACUCAGCUGUCACACAGACAAAGUUCCACAUCAUGCGAUCUGGACGCAAGGUUGAGGACCCUGACAUGUUAGAAAGGAUUCGGCUAACCAUCAUCAACAACCUUCUCCAGUAUCAUCCUGAAUCAAGUGAGAAGUUAGCGAUGGGUGAAUUUUUUGGGAUAAAGCCGCCUGAGAAGAAGGUUGUUGUCGAUAUUGCAACACGUAUAGUUGUUGAAGAUGAUGGACCAAAAAGAAGCAUGCUUUACAUAGAGACAGCUGAUCGGCCUGGCCUACUUCUUGAGAUAGUCAAGAUCAUCACGGACACAAAUAUUGAUGUGGAAUCAGCUGAGAUUGAUACUGAAGGUCUGGUUGCGAAGGACAAGUUCCAUGUAAGUUACAGAGGUGCAAAACUAAACAGCUCCUUAUCUCAGGUCUACUUCCUUGACGCUGAUCAAUUGUCUGCGAUAUUACCUCCGAAGGCCUGA